Messenger RNA from Bombyx mori (domestic silkworm), 1140 nucleotides. RefSeq names its product THO complex subunit 3 (gene tex). Gene Ontology annotation, molecular function: protein binding. The record is from RefSeq and is a predicted model, not a curated record. Gene Ontology annotation, cellular component: THO complex part of transcription export complex. Bases 97 to 1098 code for a protein of 333 amino acids. The transcript has 7 exons. Gene Ontology annotation, biological process: mRNA export from nucleus. Lineage: Eukaryota; Metazoa; Arthropoda; Insecta; Lepidoptera; Bombycidae.
UUAGAUUUCCUUUGCUUGUCCGAUGAAAGGAACAGUCGUCAAAUAAACAAAAAACACUAACAGGAAAACAACUAAAAUUUUAAUGUUAAAUUUUACAUGAUAACCAAAGCUAUGAAGGAUUCAAAGCAUUCGCAAGCUCCUAUAGAAGAUUUAAGUGAAUUACGUAGUUAUUUUGCGUCACACAAUACUACACGCGAGUACAUUGCACAUUCAUCCAAAGUACAUUCCGUGGGCUGGUCCUGUGAUGGUAGAAAGCUGGCUUCUGGGUCAUUCGAUAAAAGCGUUGCAAUAUUUAAUUUAGAGAGGAGUAGAUUGAGUCAAGAUUUUAUUUUCAAAGGCCACACAGGCUCUGUAGAUCAACUCUGCUGGCAUGCGUCACAUCCUGAUCUCCUGAGUACAGCGAGCGGAGACAAAUCUGUUAGGAUAUGGGAUACACGAUCACACAAAUGCGCGGCGACAAUCCCAACCAAAGGUGAAAACAUAAAUAUAGCAUGGUCUCCUAAUGGCAACACCAUUGCGGUAGGGAACAAGGAAGAUUUAGUUUCAUUUAUCGAUACAAAAACUUAUAAAGUGGUAACAGAAGAACAGUUUAACUUUGAAGUGAACGAGAUAUCAUGGAAUAAUACAUCGGACUUGUUCUUCCUCACCAACGGACUGGGAUGCGUACAUAUUAUGACUUAUCCAUCUCUAGAAUUGCAGACAGUACUGAAGGCGCAUCCUGGUACGUGUAUCUGCAUCGAGCACGACCCAACCGGUAGAUACUUUGCUACUGGGUCAGCCGAUGCUCUGGUCUCACUAUGGGAUGUCAAUGAACUGGCCUGCUUAAGAGUUUUCUCCAGGUUGGAGUGGCCGGUCCGGACGCUGUCGUUUAGCUUCGACGGCAGGCUGCUGGCGUCCGCGAGCGAGGACCACAUCAUCGACAUCGGAGACACGGAGACAGGGGAGAAAGUAGCAGAGAUCCCGGUGUCCGCGUCCACGUUCACGGUGUCGUGGCAUCCCGCGCGCUACCUGCUGGCCUUCGCCUGCGAGGACAAGGAGCCGCCCGAGAGGAAACGGGAUUUGGGGAAUCUCAAACUGUGGGGACUCUCUAGUUCUUAGUGUUGGAAAUGUAAUAUACAAAAUAAACUAAAAUACUAAAAA